ACUGAAGUUCUCCUUUCACAGGCAAUAGGGCAGCUCUGCUCGACAGCAUCUAUGAGCCACAACCUAGCUCUCUGUCAAACUCUAGUAAAGAAAGCUGUCGAAGCAGGUGCAAAAGCACUCUUCCUCCCAGAAGCAACAGACUACAUCGCCUCCUCGCCCGCGGAAUCCCUAUCCCUCGCCCUCCCCAUGUCCAGCUCCCCCUUUGUCCUGGGCCUGCAAAAGUCAGCCCUCGAAAACAACCUAGCCAUAAACGUUGGCAUCCACGUGCCGGCCUCCAACAACAAGCUCUUCAACCGCAGCUGCUGGAUCAACGAGAGAGGAGAGAUUGAGAGCUAUUAUGAUAAGUUGCAUCUAUUUGAUUAUGGGGCGCUGAAGGAGAGCAAUAGUGUUGAGGGCGGGAAGGAUAUUGUGAGGCCAGUGGAGACAGUUGUCGGGAGGGUGGGGUUGAUGAUUUGUUUCGAUCUCCGUUUCCCAGAGACCUCUAUAGCGCUCAAACGUCAAAAUGCACAAAUCAUCACAUACCCAUCCGCGUUCACGGUGCCCACUGGGAAGGCGCACUGGGAGAUACUACUCCGUUCAAGAGCGAUCGAGACCCAAGCGUAUGCGAUUGCUGCCGCGCAAGUCGGCGCGCACAACGAGAAGCGGACUAGUUAUGGACACUCGAUGGUCGUUGAUCCUUGGGGCAAAGUGUUGCUUGUCAUGACUGGGGAGGGCAAGGAAGCGGAUAUUGGCGUUGUGGAUAUUGAUUUGGAGUAUAGGGAGAAGAUCAAGAGUCAGAUGCCUUUGCUGAGGAGGACAGAUGUAUACCCAGAAGUGUGA
Messenger RNA from Lachnellula hyalina, 819 nucleotides. RefSeq names its product putative hydrolase. The transcript is spliced from 4 exons. The record is from RefSeq and is a predicted model, not a curated record. The annotation marks the transcript as partial. Lineage: Eukaryota; Fungi; Ascomycota; Leotiomycetes; Helotiales; Lachnaceae. Gene Ontology annotation, molecular function: hydrolase activity, acting on carbon-nitrogen (but not peptide) bonds, in linear amides.